Messenger RNA from Acipenser ruthenus (sterlet), 4274 nucleotides. Its product is annotated as calcium/calmodulin-dependent protein kinase type II subunit delta. Gene Ontology annotation, biological process: protein phosphorylation. Gene Ontology annotation, molecular function: ATP binding; calcium/calmodulin-dependent protein kinase activity; calmodulin binding. The record is from RefSeq and is a predicted model, not a curated record. The transcript is spliced from 21 exons. Bases 783 to 2408 code for a protein of 541 amino acids. NCBI's taxonomy places the organism in Eukaryota, Metazoa, Chordata, Actinopteri, Acipenseriformes, Acipenseridae. Gene Ontology annotation, cellular component: cytoplasm; neuron projection.
CAGGACUUUUUGUUUUGAGAGCUGUGAUACGGUGAACGAGAGCAGUUUCAGUUACAGCGUUGCGACAAACACAGACAAAUUGGCUUUUGGUACUGUAUCAGUAUCACACUACACUGUUUUAAACAAAUGAGUGUAGAGCCAGGAAGUCAAACCAGUGCAGGAACCUAUACAGAUACGAAAUCCCAUAAUUUAUAAAGACUAGUCGUAAUACUGUCGACUACUGACAGAGUUAAUGUUGUUACAACUCAAUAGACGCUGCUGUGAAGCAAAACGUCAUGCAGUUCCAAAAAUAACGUAUACGAUAGUGCUAGUUCCAUAAAUAACGUAUACUAUAGUGCUAGUUCCAUAAAAACAUGCAUAGUGCGGUGAAUUACAGCAAGUCUAAAUAAACCCAGACGAAUUAGUCGAAAAUCUGGAAAGCUUGUAGGAACUAGCAUCAGACGGUCAAGAGAAAAAUAACCCCCUAUUUGCAGCUAGAGGGAGCAGUGGUACAGUAUCUCAGAUCAGGAAGAGCUCAAUAGAAAUAUUAUUGCACGGAGAAGCUUGAUGUCAGUUGAGAACUGCAGGUUUCAUCGUGUGUAUCACUGCUGAGAUACAGUGAAUUUAAACAACGACACGGGUAGGGGGUCUAGACCGCCACCGUUGCUGCUGCUACUGGGAUUUUAGUUUAUCUGUUUUGAAAACAGAAUCGCUUGAGGAAGUCGAAGAAAGGAAGAGUGAAAGAAGAGAACAUUUUUGUCAGCGAUCCUUUAUUCUUCUCCGUUCAGACUAUCUCCUUCAUCAUGGCAACAACAACCUGCACCAGGUUUACUGAUGAAUAUCAGCUUUUUGAGGAGCUCGGGAAAGGAGCUUUCUCGGUGGUGAAAAGAUGCCUGAAGAUCUCCACAGGACAGGAGUUUGCUGCCAAAAUCAUCAACACCAAAAAGCUAUCUGCCAGGGAUCACCAGAAGUUGGAAAGAGAAGCUAGAAUCUGUCGUCUUCUGAAGCACCCAAACAUCGUGAGACUCCAUGACAGCAUAUCAGAAGAGGGGUAUCAUUACCUAGUCUUUGAUUUAGUUACCGGAGGGGAAUUAUUUGAAGAUAUUGUCGCUAGAGAAUACUACAGUGAGGCAGAUGCCAGUCAUUGUAUACAGCAGAUUCUAGAAAGUGUAAAUCACUGUCACCAAAAUGGCAUAGUUCACAGAGACUUGAAGCCAGAGAAUUUACUUUUAGCAAGUAAAUUGAAGGGGGCAGCUGUGAAGCUGGCAGAUUUUGGAUUGGCUAUUGAGGUUCAAGGAGACCAACAGGCCUGGUUUGGUUUUGCUGGUACCCCAGGUUACUUGUCACCUGAAGUGUUACGCAAAGACCCCUAUGGAAAGCCAGUGGACAUGUGGGCUUGUGGAGUUAUUCUCUAUAUUCUGUUGGUUGGCUAUCCUCCAUUCUGGGAUGAAGAUCAGCACAGGCUCUACCAGCAGAUCAAGGCCGGGGCCUAUGAUUUUCCAUCACCAGAGUGGGACACCGUGACUCCCGAAGCGAAAGAUCUCAUUAAUAAAAUGUUAACGAUCAACCCUGCCAAACGAAUCACCGCUACAGAGGCACUCAAACACCCGUGGAUCUGUCAACGCUCCACUGUGGCUUCAAUGAUGCACAGGCAGGAGACUGUGGACUGCUUGAAGAAAUUCAACGCAAGAAGAAAACUAAAGGGGGCUAUUCUCACAACCAUGCUGGUCACCAGGAACUUUUCAGCAGCAAGGAGUUUGAUGAACAAGAAGGCGGAUGGUGUAAAGAUUAACAACAAAACCAACGUAGUAACCAGCCCUAAAGAACCUAUUCCUACCCCAGCGCUGGAGCCCCAAACUACAGUAAUCCACAACCCUGCUGAUGGAAAUAAGGAGUCCACAGAGAGCACGAACACCACCAUUGAAGAUGAGGAUGUGAAAGCUGCCAAGUGCACGGAAAAUACAAUCUCAAAGAGCCUGUCCCAUGAGUACGAGCCAACCCAGUCGGCAAGCUCCUCAGUUCAGUCUCGCAAACAAGAGAUUAUUAAGGUUACAGAGCAGCUGAUUGAAGCAAUCAACAAUGGAGAUUUUGAAGCCUACACGAAGAUUUGUGACCCAGGUUUGACAGCGUUUGAGCCCGAAGCCUUAGGCAACCUGGUUGAAGGCACUGACUUCCACAGGUUCUACUUUGAAAAUGCUCUGUCCAAGAGCAACAAGCCAAUCCACACCAUCAUCCUGAACCCCCACGUGCACCUGAUUGGGGAGGACGCGGCCUGCAUAGCCUACAUCCGCCUGACCCAGUACAUGGACGGGAGCAGCAUGCCAAAGACCAUGCAGUCUGAGGAGACUCGCGUGUGGCAUCGCCGUGAUGGCAAGUGGCAGAACAUUCACUUCCACCGCUCUGGCUCUCCGACUGUGCCCAUGAAAUAAGAUCAUGGUUAAUGGUGCCUCUGCUGCUGCAGUCACAGGAUACAAGCGCUCAGAAGGCUGUCCUCAUUAUCAGGCUGUCCGGUCUCUCCCCAUGCAUGAACCUCGGAUGGAUGUCCCAUCAAACACAUUCAUGGCGUAUCAUCUGUUGUUUAUUCCAUCUCUACUUAUUGUUUACACUUGAUUGGAGGGAAUGUUACAUGCAAAAUGAAGACAAUAAAGCAAAAAAAGAUGUCAUUAUGUAUGCCAAGUUUUGUGAUGCUCAAUGUAGUCAUUAUAAGAAAUGUAUUCUGCAUUUUUUUUUGUUGUUGUUGUUGUAUACAUGUUUGUUUUUAAAAAAGCUUUGUAUAUCUUCUAGGAUGACCUACAGAAAUAUAGGUUUACUGACAACUCUUGACUCUUUUACUUUUGAAAUCUUUUUGACCACAUCAUUCCCUUCAUUAUAUAGGUCAGUACAAACUGGAGAAAUAUAUCAAGGACCUGUUACAUCAGCAGUUAGUGCAGUAAAACAAUUUUUGAUCAUACAUGUAUGGUAACUGUUUAUUAAUUGUUAACAAUUAGUGGAUCAAACAUGUUGAUGUACUUAUAAAAGUGAGAUUUGAUAACUAGUUCCAUAUCCUCUUUCAUAUUGGUGUCAUCUUUUGACACAUUUCAGGUUGAUAUAUGUCUUUUCCCUUUUUUUUCAGUUUGUGUGCAAUACAUUUGAUUUUUGUAACCAAGCUUGCUUUUGUAUGGUGAUGUUCUACAUAUUUUGUGAUUGAAGUAAAAUGCUACAGUUGCUUUCACUGGGAAUAUUAGGGCUUUAGAAGCAUUUUGUGGAUUCAGUUUACCUGCUUUGUUGGGGUAGCUAUUUAUAGUUUAUCUGGACAAUAUAUUGGGGGAAAAAUAAUAUGAUAAUAAUAAUAAUAAUUAUAAUUAUAUAUAUAUAUAUAUAUAUAUAUAUAUAAGGAAAGAAACAGAAAACUUCAAAAAACAGUAUCUUUUUGGCUAUACGUUGGUUGUCAGAAACACAGCACAAUAGAGAAUGUUAAAUAACUAAACCCCAUUGGGUGGACACAGGGAAUGCUUUUUGAAUUUAUAACGUGAUAUUUUCUUUUGUAUCAUUAGUGAGCUGGACUGUUUUGCUACUUUUUGUGUAAUUGUGAAGUAACCUGCCAAUAUCAAGUUGCUCUUUUCUUUCUCCAAGGAAUAUGUUUUUUUAGUUUUUAGUUUCUUUCUUAAACUGUUUCUUACUGGUGGGGCUAAACUAUGUACGGUAGUGCUGUGUAGUGCAUCAUAUCUCAAUCAGUGUUGCUAGAUCUAAGCAGUCUGUACGUAGUUCAGUCCUUGUAAGAAUCUAUGCUUUGUAUUAUUUCAACUUGGGUGUUGCUAAGUCAACUUAAAACAAUAUUAUUAACAAUUAAUGGAUGUUAUUAAUAGUGGCAUAGAUGUCCAACCUAUUAGUUAUCACUUGGUUUUGAGAUAUACAUGUUUUUUUUGUUUUUUUUGUUUUUGGUACAUAAGUAUAUUGAUCCAUGUUAUCCUGCCAAUAAGAUCUGUGGAAAAAAGUUACUUAUUUUCUGUGAAUGGCUAUUGUGGCGUCAUUGUGUUAAAAAAAAAAAAAUGAAAUUUAUGUGGCAUUUGACUUUUUAAUAUCGCAUGUGAUGUUGAAGUAUUACAAUAGACCAAGUUUGUCUUCCACACGGAUUUGUGAGGAAAACGUGAGUAGUUCUCUUUCUUCACUACAGUUGAAAUGAUACCUUUAUUUGUCUGUCCUUUUUGGAAACCUGCAGUUAAUACCAUGGGAUACAGUGUACAUAUUUCUUGCCAUAAUGGUAAAGGACUGGUUCAUAUAUUUAAGUAAUAAUAAAGAAUUGUGAUUUCUGCUGA